AUGUCACAGCUGUCAUCGCUCAAAGAGAAGACAAACUAUAGCAGUGUAAACCGGUCUGGUACAGGAGACGAUUCCUCCUUGGCCAGCAUGACUGGGAAACCAGAAAAGCCAGACGCUAAAACUCAAUCUGAAUCUAAACAGGCCGCUGCGGCCGAGUUCCAACCUUAUCGUCUCACUAUUGAUGAGGUUGCUCAAAACUUCCACUCCAACCUCCAGGAUGGUUUCUCCUCCUCCAAAGCUUCCGAAUUGUUGCAGAAAUAUGGUCCAAAUUCUUUGGGUGAAGGAGACAAAAUUUCCUAUUCGAAGAUUUUGGCCCACCAGCUUUUCAACGCCAUGAUCAUGGUGUUGCUCAUCUCCAUGGUGAUUGCAUUAGCCAUCAAGGACUGGAUCUCGGGUGGAGUGAUUGCUGCGGUGGUGUUCAUUAACAUCUCUAUUGGUUUCUUCCAGGAGAUGAAGGCUGAGAAAACCAUGGGAUCUUUGCGGUCCUUGAGUUCUCCCACAGCUAGAGUCACUCGUGAUGGUGAGGACCAAUCUAUUGCUGCCGAAGAGGUUAUCCCAGGUGACAUUGUCCAUAUCAAGGUGGGUGACACUGUCCCUGCAGACUUGAGAUUGUUCGACAGUAUGAAUUUGGAGACUGACGAGGCACUUUUGACCGGUGAAUCUUUGCCUGUGGCCAAGAAGCAUAAGGAAGUGUACUCGGACCCCUCGAUUCCUAUCCCAGUCGGCGACAGAUUGAACAUGGUAUUUUCGUCCUCUGUGGUUUCCAAGGGUAGAGGUACAGGUAUUGCCGUGGCUACGGGUUUGGAGACAGAGAUUGGAAAAAUCGCCCAGUCUUUGAAGUCCGAAACUGGAAUUGUCAGAAAAGUAGUGAGAGACGAAGACGGUAAGGCCUCGUCAAAGGCUUACUCAAGAGCCUUCUUCGGAACCGCCAAGGAUAUCACAGGAAACUUUUUGGGUGUCACAGUCGGUACCCCUUUGCAGAGAACCUUGUCUUGGUUGGCCAUUUUCUUGUUCUGGGUGGCUGUGGUGUUCGCCAUUGUGGUUAUGGCCGUGCAAAAGAUGGUGGUCAACAAGGAAGUUGCCAUCUAUGCUGUCUGUGUGGCCUUGUCUAUGAUUCCUUCCGCCUUGAUUGUUGUUUUGACAAUUACAAUGUCCGUGGGUGCUCAGGUUAUGGUGUCCAAGAAUGUUAUUGUCAGAAAAUUAGACUCUUUGGAGGCCUUGGGUGGAAUCAAUGAUAUCUGCUCCGAUAAGACCGGUACCUUGACUCAAGGUAAGAUGGUAGCCAAGAAAGUGUGGGUUCCAUCUGUUGGAACCUUCAGCAUGGACAACUCCAACGAGCCUUUCAACCCAACCAUGGGAGAUUUGACCUUUACCAAAUAUUCGCCUAAGUUUAUCAAGGAAACCGAUGAAGAGAUUGACUUCUUUCCAAUGGAUAAGACAAAUAAGGACUCCUUUGCCAACAACUUCCUUAAGUGGUUGGAUGUGGCUACUUUGGCUAACAUUGCUACUGUCAACCAAACCAAAGAUGAAGAAUCAGGAGAAUUAGUGUGGAAGGCCCACGGAGAUGCCACUGAAAUUGCUAUUCAAGUGUUCUGUUGCAGAGUGGGAUUCGGGAGAGAGGAAUACGCUCAGAACAUGGAACACCUUGAGGAAUUCCCAUUUGACUCCUCGAUCAAGAGAAUGUCUGCGAUCUACAAAAUGGAAGAUGGCAACACUAAAGUGUUCACUAAGGGUGCUGUAGAAAGAGUUAUCCGCAGAUGUACUUAUUGGACUGGAAACCCUGAGGAAAAGACCGACACUGAAGACCUUCAGAAAUUGACUGAGGAAGAUAUUUUUGAAAUCGAAGCCAACAUGGAUGCCUUGUCGUCUCAAGGUUUGCGUGUAUUGGCAUUUGCAAGCAGAGACUAUGACGAGCUGAAGGAGGACAUGAAGGACAGAGAAGCCAUUGAGUCCAACUUGAUCUUUCAUGGAUUGGUUGGUAUCUACGAUCCUCCCAGACUUGAGACAGCCGGCUCUGUCAAACUGUGCCAUAAAGCCGGUAUCAAUGUCCACAUGGUCACUGGUGACCACCCUAGCACUGCUAAGGCCAUUGCUCAGGAAGUUGGAAUUUUGCCUCACAACUUGUACCACUACAGUGAGGAAGUUGUCCAGGCCAUGUGUAUGACUGCCAAUGAAUUCGAUGCCUUAUCAGAUGAGCAGAUUGACAACUUGCCAGUUUUGCCAUUAGUCAUUGCCCGGUGUGCGCCUCAAACUAAAGUGAGAAUGAUUGAUGCCUUGCACCGUCGUGAUAAGUUUUGUGCAAUGACUGGUGAUGGUGUCAAUGACUCUCCUUCUUUGAAGAAGGCUGAUGUUGGUAUUGCUAUGGGUCUCAACGGUUCUGACGUUGCCAAGGAUGCUUCUGACAUCGUUUUGACUGAUGACAACUUUGCCUCUAUUUUGCACGCUAUUGAAGAAGGUAGAAGAAUGGCAGCCAAUAUCCAGAAGUUCAUCUUGCAGCUUUUGGCUGAGAAUGUCGCUCAAGCUAUCUAUUUGAUGGUUGGUUUGUGCUUCAUGGAUGAAAACCAUCAAUCGGUGUUCCCAUUGUCUCCGGUUGAGGUUUUGUGGAUUUUGGUUGUCACUUCCUGUUUCCCAGCCAUGGGCUUGGGUCAAGAAAGAGCUGCCGAAGACAUUUUGGAACAACCUCCAAACCGUAAGAUCUUCACCAAAGAACUCAUUCUUGAUAUGCUUGCCUACGGACUUUGGAUGGCCGCAUGCUGUAUGUUGUGUUUUGUGAUUGUUGUCUUCGGAAAGGGUAAUGGAGAUUUGGGUCGUGACUGUAACUCUACAGAUGCCCACCUCGAAACAUGUCGCUUGGUAUUCGAGGGUAGAUCCGCAUCUUUUGCAACCAUGACCUGGUGUGCCCUUAUUUUGGCUUGGGAGUGUGUCCAUCCAAUCAACUCUUUGUUCCACAUGAGACAAGAGACAGACAACUCUUGGUGGAAGCAGACAUGGAUUGAACUCUGGGGUAACCAGUUUUUGUUCUGGUCCGUGUUGGGCGGUUUUGUUUCUGUGUUCCCUGUGGUAUACAUUCCUGUCAUCAAUGACAAGGUAUUUUUGCACACGGGUAUUGGUUACGAGUGGGGUGUUGCGAUUGCUUUAACGUUGUUGUUCUUGGCAGGUUCUGAGUUCUGGAAGUGGAUGAAGAGAAUCUACAAGCGCAAGUGGAGCUCCAAGGUGAAGAACCCUGAGUACGAGUUGGAGAGAAACGAUCCAUUCCAGAGAUACGCAUCUUUCUCAAGAUCCAACACAAUCGAUCCAGACAUGCUUGCCUGA
Sungouiella intermedia is the source of this 3312-nucleotide messenger RNA. NCBI's taxonomy places the organism in Eukaryota, Fungi, Ascomycota, Pichiomycetes, Serinales, Metschnikowiaceae. The record is from the annotation of a GenBank genome assembly.